This is a messenger RNA of Chiloscyllium plagiosum (whitespotted bambooshark), 1761 nucleotides long. RefSeq names its product gypsy retrotransposon integrase-like protein 1. Gene Ontology annotation, biological process: DNA integration. NCBI's taxonomy places the organism in Eukaryota, Metazoa, Chordata, Chondrichthyes, Orectolobiformes, Hemiscylliidae. The record is from RefSeq and is a predicted model, not a curated record. Gene Ontology annotation, molecular function: nucleic acid binding.
GGCUACAGGAAUGCAAGUCUGGUCACACUGGCUACCCCGUUGCUCAGGCGACGAUUCCUCGCUCACUUCCGGCUGUGCGACGGCGAAACCCAUCCGGGUGUUUCCGGUCCGCUCGGAAAGAGUUCCGGGCUCCGCUGGAGGGCGGGGAAUCGAGCAGGGGUCCGCCCCCUCCAGGCCGGAGUCGCCAUGGCCGAGCCGGGCAGUAAGUUUGGGGACAUCCAGCGGUACCUGUCCGAUGGCCGCUUCCCCUCCACCUUCUGCCCGGCGAAGAAGAAGAACCUGAAGCGGUAUGCACAGAAAUUCCAGCUGGAAGGUGGUUGUUUGUACUAUGUGGGGCCAAAGAAGGACGAGAAGAGAGAAGUGGUGGCAGAUCGUGAGAAGCGACGACAGAUAUUCUUGGAAUGUCAUUUCUCUGAUAUUGGCUGCCACUUGGGCCAGAAAAAGACCGUGCACAGAAUUCAAAGCCGAUAUUAUUGGUUGGGGAUUGUAAAGGAUGUUGUUGACUGGAUUAAAUUGUGUGAGACCUGCCAGCAUGCAGAACACUACAAGAACGUGAACCGUAAAUUCCCACCCUUGAAAGUUACCAGACCGUGGGAAAUUCUCAGCUUUAAUCUCAUUGGUCCGUUCCCAGAAACCACCUGCGGAAAUACCUAUGUACUGAUGGUUAGUGACUAUUUCACAAAGUGGGUUGAAGCAAUUCCAAUACAGAAGAAAGAUGCUUUGUCAGUAGCCAAGGGGUUGGCUGCCACUUUUUACAGGUUUGGGGCUUCAAAAGACAUAUUCUCCAAUGAAAGCAGAGUAUUUUGUGAUGAGGUCAGCAAAAACCUUUUUGAAAGAUGGAACAUUAAUCACAAAGUGACUCCUGCUGAACAUUUUCAGCACACUGGACUAGAUGACAGAACCAAUGAAAUAUUAAAAGCAGCAAUUAGAAAUACAGUAAACUCCAAGCAGACGGAAUGGGAUGACUGUUUGGACCCUGUCCUGUUUGAGUUUCGGACAUCAGUAAAUUCAAGUACUAAGUUUACACCUUUCUUUCUACUCUAUAAUAGAGAAGCUCGGCUGUUAUCUGAGGGAAAACUUGAAAUUGCUAAUGAGUACAGGUCACCAGAAACUUGUGGCAUCAAAACAGAAAGCAUAGACGAGUUUACUAAUUCUGUGAGUGAGCAGCAAAAUGCAGUUAAAGAAAUGGUGAUUGCUAACAUGGCUGCAGCUCACAAACGGGAAAAAAAGAACGCAAAGAGGAAAGCCAGGAAAGGAACUGGGUUCAUUGCCAGCGAGGAAGUGUUUCCAGGAAACACCAACUCAACAACUAAAAAGCACAAGAAAAGUCACUUUCUUUCUUUCCAAAUUGAAACAACCUUGUCUGCUGAGCACAGUAUGAACGGUGGGAUGGCAUGAAAUGACUUUUCAUUGAUUAUAUCAUAUGGCUCAGGAACCGAAAGACAGAAACUUUACAAAUAAAUCCUCCUUGGAAUGGCAUCUCAACAAUGGCAUAAGGAAGAGUGAGAAAUGACUGUACUGAGCCUCAAUGUGCCGAGCUGACUAACUGCCAUCUGUGAAGUUAACUGUGAAUCAGAUCAAAACAUUUUGCAUUAGAAUUAUUUUAUACACACACAUUAACUGUUAAAAGCAAAAUGUUGCAGAUGCUGUUCAUUCAUUAACAGUUUGAUCAUUUGUUCUGACUCUGGUUUACAAUUUGCAUCAUGUAAAUAUGUUAUGCCUAAUAAAGUUCAUCACUGUAAAGUUGUGUUGUAUGCAAUU